AUGUCGCUGUGGAGUCGCUUUGUGCGCUUGGGCCCGGUGGCGGCUGUGCCGCUGGCGCUGGCGGUGCAGCGCAGCAAGGAUGCGAAGAGGUAUCCUGCUGGAUGCCGGCAGGAGCCUGAGAAGCCGCCGCAGUUCAAACGUGUCCUGGUCACUGGCGGCGCCGGAUUUCUCGGCUCUCAUAUCUGCCGUCGUCUUCUGGCAGAGGGUCACGAAGUAAUGUGCAUGGACAACUUUUUCACCUCCACGCGAUCUGGCAUCGCAGAUCUCAUGGGCCAUCCGCGCUUUGAAUUCAUUCGGCAUGAUGUGACGGAGCCAUUUUUCUGUGAGUGCGACAUGAUAUACAACAUGGCGUGUCCAGCCUCACCUGUGCACUAUCAGUGGAACCCGAUCAAGACGACAAAGGUUUCGGUCUUGGGCACCAUCCACAUGAUGGGUUUGGCCAAGCGGGUCAAAGCCCGCAUUCUGCAAGCGUCCACCAGCGAGAUCUAUGGAGACCCGGAGGUCACACCGCAAGCGGAGGAGUACUGGGGACAUGUGAACACCAUUGGUGUUCGGUCCUGCUAUGAUGAGGGCAAGCGAGUAGCAGAGACAUUGGCUUUCGACUACCUGCGCAGCAACAACGUGGACAUCCGCGUUGCCCGAAUUUUCAACACUUAUGGUCCAGGCAUGCACCCCUACGAUGGCCGGGUGGUGAGCAAUUUCAUUCUGCAGGCGCUCCACGAUGAGGACAUUACUAUCUACGGCGAUGGUUCACAAACUCGAUCCUUCGGCUUUGUGGACGACACAGUGGAUGGCCUCAUCCGAUUGAUGAAUCAGGAGAAGACCAUUGGGCCGGUCAACAUUGGAAACCCGAAUGAGUUCACCGUCAAGGAGCUCGCGGAGAUGAUCGUUGAGCUGACCGGCUCCAAGAGCAAGAUCAUCUAUUUGCCCCUGCCCGGCGAUGACCCCAAGCAGCGGCGGCCCAACAUCCGCCGUGCCAAGGAGCUCUUAGACUGGGAGCCCAAGGUUCAGUUGCGAGAGGGCUUGCUCAAGACCAUCGAAUAUUUCAAGGCCCUAGAUCUGAGAAAGUACGGCAAGCCAACCGCGCAUGAUGCGCACAGAACCACGCUGAAUGAGGAGCAGAAGAUCAAGAGAAAGCUGUCGUAUGCUCUGAUUCCUCCAGAAUGA
Molecule: messenger RNA, 1167 nt
Organism: Effrenium voratum
Lineage: Eukaryota; Dinophyceae; Suessiales; Symbiodiniaceae
Source: the annotation of a GenBank genome assembly